This is a messenger RNA of Trichosurus vulpecula (common brushtail), 773 nucleotides long. RefSeq names its product zinc ribbon domain containing 2 (gene ZNRD2). The record is from RefSeq and is a predicted model, not a curated record. The transcript is spliced from 4 exons. The coding region runs from base 68 to 673 and encodes 201 amino acids. NCBI's taxonomy places the organism in Eukaryota, Metazoa, Chordata, Mammalia, Diprotodontia, Phalangeridae.
CAGUGGCCGCGGCGCCGGCGCUUGCGUCACUUCCGGCGCGGUGUUUGUCAGGGGCGGCAACGGCGACAUGGCUCUGAACGGAGCAGAGGCCGGCGAAGCGGACUGGGAGCCGCCCUCCGAGGCCGAGACCAAGGUGCUGCAGGCGCGACGCGAGCGGCAGGAUCGCAUCUCCCGCCUCAUGGGCGACUACCUGCUGUGUGGCUACCGCAUGCUGGGAGACACGUGCCAGGACUGCGGGACCAUUUUACUCCAAGACAAACAGCGAAAAACUUACUGUGUAGCUUGUCAGGAGCUGAAUUCAGAUGUGGACAAAGAUAACCCAGCUCUGAAUGCCCAGGCUGCUCUCUCCCAAGCCCGUGAACACCAGCUAGCAUCCUCAGAGCUCCCCACUGCUUCUCGACCAGCCCCACAGCCCCCUGUCCCCCGGCCAGAGCACUGUGAGGGGGCAGCUGCUGGGCUCAGGGCUGCCCAGGGGCCUUCUUCUGCCUUGGCUCCCACAGCAUCUCUGGCCCCAGAUGUCCUGGCAGCAUCACAGUCAGCUUUGCUUCAGAAACUCGCAUGGGCCUCAGGGGAACUGGGCCCCAGCACCUCUUUGGAAGGAAGCAUCCAGCUCUGCACUCUGAUCCGGGUCUGUGCUGAAGCUCUGCAGGGUAUCCGCCAGCUGCAACAGUGAGGGGGCCUGGGAAAGAAGGGCCCCAGGGUGUUGGACUUGUCUAGCGUAUGGGUCCAGGAUUUAUUAUGAAUAGCUGCAAGAGAAAGGCACAGAAAACAUC